Messenger RNA from Bufo gargarizans (Asiatic toad), 2810 nucleotides. It is a transcript of the gene SELPLG, whose product is annotated as selectin P ligand. The transcript is spliced from 2 exons. The coding region runs from base 335 to 1660 and encodes 441 amino acids. The record is from RefSeq and is a predicted model, not a curated record. Lineage: Eukaryota; Metazoa; Chordata; Amphibia; Anura; Bufonidae.
UGCACUGUGGGUCACAUAGCCUAUCAUCAUAUUCUUAAUAUAUAUUUGCUUCUAUCUUGUCAAAUCUAUGCCUCUAUCUGUCACUCCUUUCCUUUUUACAAAACUGUAUUCUUCUUCUGAUGCUCUUUCACAUGCACUCUAUCUUUCGUUUCCCCGCCUCAACAAACCACAGCCUGCGGUCCUGUCCUUCCUUAUUUAUCAAAGACUCCACACCCUCCUCUAUGUUUCCUGUCUUGUUCAGGUACAUCAUUUAAAGGCUGCACCCCUGAAAUGCUUCUGUAUAGGAAUAAAACAGACCAUCUUCAACAUUAAAGUGUAUAUGUGUUAAGGUAGAAUGUCUUUUCUGUCAACCACUCUCCGCUUGUGUGUGUUGAUAUCCUGUGCCAUUGCUUACAAGCAUCCUCUUCUGGGUGGAGCCCUUUUGACUGACGAUGAUAACCUAUUAGACAAACCUAAUAACCCUCCUUUUGGCAUUAGCUACAAGUGGGAAUGGCAAUCACAGGCCACAUUGGAUGAUGGAACUAUCAUGUCACCUCGCUUCAGAAGAGAAAUUAUAGAUAAGAAGCAUAUUAAGGGGGAUGUGAAGCCAGAUGAAAAAAUUCUACCAAAAGUUAAAUCAACUAAACCACCACUGAAAGAUCCCCCUGAUACAAACUCAUACAUUCUGAAAGCAACCAGUGCUGCCUUUACAAAAGCCAAAAGCAUUCCUCUAUUUGAAGAAGAUGAAACAACCCCUUUAACUGAUCUAGAGCAUACUACAACGGCAUCUGGACAGACACUCAGUGAAGAUGAAACCACUGAGGGGGGUGUCAAGCCAGAGGAAAAAAUUCUACCAAAAGUUAAUCCAACUGAACCACCACUGGAAGAGCUUUCUGAUACUACCCCAUACCUUCUGGAGGCAUCUAGUGCUUCUCUUAAAAAAGCAAAGAGUAUGUCUCUAACAAAUGAAGAUGAAACCACUCCUUUAACUGAUUUAAAGCAAACAACAAAGGGAGCUGGACAAACACUUGACGAAGAGGAAACCACCCAUGUGGAAAAAUCAGUUACACAGUCCAAAACAUUACACUCUACCACAUCCGAAGAGUUCUCUGUUUUACCAAACAAUACAUAUAAAAAAGCCACCACAGUAAAACAAGUUGAUUCCACAAGUAACCAGCAGACUAGCACCAAUGAUAAACUGCUGGAGGAUAUCACAUCUAGCUUUUCCCUGAAAGCAGCAGAGACCUCCCCAACCUUAUCACCAGUCACCUCUCAUGAUCAAACUACUGGACAUGAUGUCACCACUGUACGGUUUUUGGCUUCCCCUGGUUACUCUUCAAAGCCUGCAGCUGUAACACAUACAACUACGUCUUCAGAAGAUAAGGUACAAGUACAGUCUAUAAUGAGACAGUGCAUGAUUACUAUCUUAAUUCUUGCAGUUAUAUGCACCAUCUUUAUUAUAUCAACUAUAGCACUAGCUGCCAAACUUUCUACUAUGAGACAAAAAAACAAGCUACGUCUCCCAGUCUCCUACACAGAAAUGAGUUGUAUUUCUUCUCUAAUGCCAGAUGGUGACCAUCAGAACAAACCCCAGGAUAAAAGACUGAAGACUUUUGCUGCCACCUUGGAGGAGAGUGUUGGAGAUAACACCACCCUCCACAGCUUUCUUCCUGAUCAUUAGUUCAACAACGCUAUAUGAUAUAAGAAACGAUACUUCCCAUCUACUAGGGAACACCAUUAGUGCCACUAAGGAAAGAAGGACUGCAUUUCAGAAGUAUGGUAGUUAGGUUUUUCUAUUAAUAAAUUAGUUUUACCAGAUGAGCUUUCCUUUAAUAAAUUGAUACGAUCAAUGCCAUGUAGUGGCAAGGGGUUAUGCUUGGACCUUUUCCUUGAAAUAUGAUAUUUCAGAUGUGCAGAAGACCAGAUUCCAAAUAUUAUCCAGUAAAGUAAGUAGAAAUAGUUUUUUGCUGGAUUGGCAUUUUUUGAGGAGAAAAAACCCUGAAAAGUGAACUUUGGAGAAGUGUAGUAGUAGGUAAGAUGAAUGCAAUCAAUGUGUUUAAAAGCCAUGUGCAGCCAAUUAUCACUUUGUUUAUUUUACAUGUGAAAUAUCCUACAGCUUCUAUGUAGAUUUAUGUGUCUCCAUGGUAACAGACUACAAGCUAAACCCUGUGGGUAGUCAGAUCCUACAGUAAUGUAUUAUACGUUCGCAAUGUUGUAAUUUUCCCCUCUUCAUGCAAACUUUCCGAAAGUAGAAGAGGGGGCAGAUGAAAAGAAGUGAUGUACGUAGUAUCAAACUACACAUUGUUAAUUUGUAGUCUGUAACCAUGGAGACAUUGUUUGCAUAGCAGCUCUAGAUAUUUUUAAUCAAGGUUAUUUGAAAUGUUAAUUCAGUUUUUAUUUUAGAUGCAUUUGGGUAAUAAAAAUGCUUGGUAAAGUGCCCAUAGACUUUAUAAAUAAGCCCUUGCUUUUGUCCUUUCCAUCCACCCAAAUGUAUGCAGCAAGAGUCCAUAAACUCUAGUGUGACAGAUAGGGAGUAGAUGAUUAAGGCUUCAUUCACAUCAGCGUUCAGCCUUUCCAGUCUCCUGCUCCGUUAUAGGACCAGGAGAACAGAAAGGACGGAUUCGGCACAUAACUGAGCCAAAUGGAAACUAAGGACCCCAUAGACCAGUGGUGGCAAAACUAUGGCACGGGUGGCAGAGGCGGCACUCUGAGCCCUCUCUGUGGGCACCCGCACCCAGGAAAAAGUCUAUGGUGCACCAAUAUACCUUAGACUUUUCCUGCCAUCCAUCAGUGCAGGGCGCACUAGUAACGGCACAGGCAGCGCACUGAAU